AUGUUCUAUUUUAUUACAAAUUAUUUUAUGAUCUUAAAUGCUAUUUCAAUAUUUACUUUAAGUGCUGUAAGUUCAUACUUAUUUAAAGUAUUACCUUCACUUAGUAAACAAAUUAUAUUAAUUGCUAGUAUUUUAAUCUCUUUACCAACUUUAUAUUCAUGAAAUGAAUUAGGUGUUUAUUAUACAACUGAUGGUAUUGCUGAUACACUUAUAUUAUUAACAUUAUAUUUAUUACCUAUUAGUAUAUUAUCUAAUUGAAAUAAUAUUAAUAGUAGUUUAUAUUUUGAAUUAGUUUUAUAUACUGGUUUAAUUAUGUUAAUGAAUUUUAUGUGUCAAGAUAUGACAUCUUUCUAUGUAUUCUUUGAAGCAUCAUUAGCUCCAUUAUUUAUAUUAAUUGGUAUUUAUGGUGCAUCAAAUAAAGAUAAAGCAGCUGAUUAUAUAUUAAUAUAUACAUUAUUAUCAUCAUUAUUUAUGUUAUUAGCUAUAGCUUUAUAUCAUUAUUUAUUAGGUUCAACUGAUUAUCAAACAACUAGUUUAGUUGUUUUAUCUAUUGAUUUACAAUGUAUUUUAUUUUUAGCUAUAUCAAUUGGUAUAGCUGUUAAAACACCAUUAGUACCAUUACAUACUUGAUUACCUGUUGUUCAUUCUGAAAGUCCUUUAGCUGGUUCUAUUUUAUUAGCUGGUAUUUUACUUAAAUUAGCUAUUUAUGGUAUUAUAAGAUUAAUGUUACCAACAUUAACUGAUGCUUCAGUAUUAUUUACACCUGUUAUUUAUAUUAUUGCUAUUAUUACUAUAAUAUAUACAAGUAUAAUAACAUUAAGACAAACUGAUUUAAAAGUUAUUAUAGCAUAUAGUUCUAUAUCACAUAUGGCUGUAUGUAUAUUAGGUAUAUUCUCUAAUAAUUUAUUAGGUUUAAAUGGAAGUAUUAUAUUAUCAUUAGCUCAUGGUUUUGUAUCACCAGCUUUAUUUAUUAUUGUUGGAGGUAUUUUAUAUGAUAGAUAUCAUAAUCGUUUAAUAUAUUAUUACCAAGGUUUAAUUACAUAUAUGCCAGUAUUAUCAUUUUACUUAAUAUUUAUUAGUUUCUGUAAUAUAGGUGCUCCUUUAUCUGUUAAUUUCAUAGGUGAAUUAUUAAGUUUAACUGGUGCUAUAUCUCGUGCACCUAUUCUAGGUUCAUUAGCUGCUAUAUCAGUUUUAUUAUCCGCAUCAUAUCAAUUAAAAUUAACUAAUAGAUUGACUGGAGGUGUUAAAGUUCCAUUUAUUAAAUUAACAGCUGAUUGUACAUAUCGUGAACAAGUAUUAUUAAUUUCAUUAAUUGUACCAACAAUAAUAUUUGGAAUCUGACCAUCAUAUAUAUCAAAUAUUAUUGAAUGAGAUUUAACAAAAUUAUUAUAUUUAUUCAUUGUUUAA
This is a messenger RNA of Dujonia railenensis, 1407 nucleotides long. The record is from the annotation of a GenBank genome assembly. Lineage: Eukaryota; Fungi; Ascomycota; Pichiomycetes; Serinales; Debaryomycetaceae.